Leptinotarsa decemlineata (Colorado potato beetle) is the source of this 2438-nucleotide messenger RNA. It is a transcript of the gene Sf3a1, whose product is annotated as Splicing factor 3a subunit 1. The record is from RefSeq and is a predicted model, not a curated record. Lineage: Eukaryota; Metazoa; Arthropoda; Insecta; Coleoptera; Chrysomelidae. Gene Ontology annotation, cellular component: U2 snRNP; U2-type prespliceosome; catalytic step 2 spliceosome. Gene Ontology annotation, molecular function: protein binding; RNA binding. Gene Ontology annotation, biological process: mRNA cis splicing, via spliceosome; regulation of alternative mRNA splicing, via spliceosome.
GCAGAAGAAGAAGAAGAAGAAGAAACAGUACUGACUGAGAACCAGAACAAACGUAGAGAAAACUUUGUGACUUUUGCUAUGUUUGCUACUAAUAGUGUCUGCUUUUCUGACAGAAAGUUCUGAGACUAAUUUGAUUCUACUUGAAUAUCGAAUCAUCAAGAAAUCUACUUUGAAUAAUUCUAUAAAAAAUGCCACCCUUAGAGGUGACACCAAAUAGUAAUAAUGAAGAACCAGGCCCAAUAAAUCCUGUAGUGGGUAUAAUUUAUCCACCACCAGAAGUGAGAAAUAUUGUUGACAAAACUGCAAGUUUUGUGGCAAGAAAUGGACCAGAAUUUGAGGCACGUAUUCGACAGAACGAACUUGGAAAUCCCAAAUUCAAUUUCUUGAACACUGGAGACCCUUACCAUGCUUACUAUCAACAUAAAGUUAAGGACUUUCGAGAGGGAAAAGGACAAGAGCCUGCUGCUGGACUGAAUCAGGCUAUUUUGAAGCUAUCUGUAACUUCAGCAGCUCAACAAAAACAACAAGAAAUUUUGAAGCAAGUCGAGCAGCCUUUUGUACCAAAGGAUCCUCCACCUGAAUUUGAAUUCAUUGCUGAUCCACCAUCCAUAUCUGCUCUUGAUCUUGACAUUGUGAAACUCACUGCACAAUUCGUAGCAAGAAACGGAAGAGCAUUUCUCACACAGUUGAUGAAUAGAGAACAACGAAACUUCCAGUUUGAUUUUCUAAGGCCACAACAUUCCUUAUUUCAGUAUUUCACGAAACUUUUGGAACAAUAUACCAAGGUACUCAUCCCUCCAAAAAGUAUGCAGCAACGUCUCCGUGAUGAAGCUAAAAGUGCCAAAUCAGUUCUAGAACAAGUAAAAUAUCGUGCAGAAUGGUUAAAAUAUCAAGAAGCACAAAAGGCAAAGGAGGAGGAAAUCUUGGAAAGAGAAAGAGUUGCUUACGCACAAAUUGACUGGCAUGACUUUGUUGUGGUAGAAACAGUUGAUUACCAACCAUUCGAAAUAGGUAAUUUUCCUCCUCCCACUACACCAGAAGAAGUAGGAGCACGGAUUCUCAUCCAAGAAAGGAUUGAAGAUGGUGAAGACAUCGAAAUGCAGCUUGAAAGUGAUGAGGAAGAACCACCACCAGCGGACGAAGGACUAAGUACAAUGCAAGACAAAACACAUAGUCGUAAAGGACGUGAUGAUAAUCGUAUUCAGGAUAUGGAGGAGGAAAGUUCUGAAGAAGAAGAUGAAUCCUCACUUAAACCACCCCCACCUCCUUCUAUUCAACCCCCUCUGCCACCUGCACCUGAUAAGGUUUUAGUUAAGAAGUAUGAUCCUAAACAAGCUGUUAAGGUAACCAGACCAACUGUAGGCGAUGACUACUUGGUAUCGCCAAUAACUGGUGAGAAGAUUCCAGCCAGCAAAGUCCAGGAGCAUAUGCGUAUAGGUCUCCUUGACCCUAGGUGGGUUGAACAACGUGAUAAGCAAGUUAUGGAUAAAAUGAAUCAAGAAACAGUUUACGCAGCUGGUUCAGCAAUCGAUGCUUCAUUGAAACUUCUGGCAGAAAGACGUACAGAUAUUUUUGGUGUUGGUGAUGAGGAAACUGCAAUUGGUAAGAAAAUAGGAGAAGAAGAUGUUAGGAAGGACGAGAAAGUAAUUUGGGAUGGACACACGAGUAGUGUGGAAACUGCUACUAGAGCUGCUAGAGCUAACAUAACACUGGAAGAACAGAUACACCAAAUCCAUAAGGUAAAAGGAUUACUCCCUGAUGAAGAAAAAGAAAAAAUUGGCCCCAAAAAUAUAGGGUCAAAAUCUGGCAAGAUCAACAUUCAGAGUGUAAUAACUACAAAACCACCAAAUCAACCACCGACGCAACCGGCUCCUCCAAUGGCUAUACCUGUACCCCCCCAACCUACUAUGAUGGCUACGCAACCACCAAUAAUGAUGAUGACUGCUCCUCCUAUGCCUCCAAUGAGACCUCCUCCUAUAAUGAUGGCAGCACCACCUCCUAUGGCCAGCUUUGUUACUCCAAUGCCUCCUCCUAUGGGACAGCCAAUGGGAAUGCCAAUGAAACAUCCAAACGAUGGUAUGUUAGAUGAUGAACCAAGUAAUAAGAAGUUGAGGAAUGAAGAUUCUCUUGUACCCGAAGAAGUAUUCAUGACAAGAAAUCCAGGUCCAGUGUCUAUCAAGGUAACAAUACCACUUUUGCCUGAGAAGUCUGAAUGGAAAUUAACCGGACAGGUGAUGAGCCUCACAUUACCCUUGGGAGAAAGUGUGGCUAAUUUGAAGGCAAAGGUGCAGGAAGAAACAAAUAUGCCACCAGCUAAGCAGAAGUUGUUUUUCGAUGGAAUGUUUUUCAAGGAUUCUAAUACUUUGGCAUACUAUAAUGUUACACAGGGUGCAACGAUUCAACUUCAAGUUAAGGAAAGAGGAGGCCGAAAAAAGUGA